This is a messenger RNA of Fusarium verticillioides 7600, 1401 nucleotides long. RefSeq lists its product as hypothetical. The transcript has a single exon. The record is from RefSeq and is a predicted model, not a curated record. NCBI's taxonomy places the organism in Eukaryota, Fungi, Ascomycota, Sordariomycetes, Hypocreales, Nectriaceae. Bases 1 to 1401 code for a protein of 466 amino acids.
AUGUCACAACCACGCCCGGCUCACGAAGCCCGGCACCGGACCCGGCGCUCAUCAGAUCGGGCCAUUCCCAUCGUCGGAAGACCACAGAUUUCCCGGCCGUAUCUUCUCGAAUGGAGUACACAAAACUGUCGACAGAAAGAAUUACUCAAUGUUGAGGAGUUUCAAGAAGAGAUGGUGGCAGUGGAAAGGCCCGGUUGGCGGAAGUUGGCUAUUGUAAGAGGUGAAUGCGAUAUGGGUGUUCUAUUAGGCAUGGAGUUGGAUAGGAAAAGGAGAGGAUGGGUUUGGGAGUUCCCUGAGACUGAGAUAAGAAAACGGAAACCGGAUGAGGAGGACGGCGACACGAAAGAGAAAGAUGACGAAGAUGAGUCUGAUGAGGAUGAAGGGAUCAGAAUAUGUCGUGCAUCUCUCAUGGUCAAGGAUCAACUCCCUAUUCUUCUCCUCGAUGGUCUUCCGUUUAGAAUAUCCUCACGGCCUUAUCGACACUCAAGAGUACCAAGUACUACUCGCCCAGACGGCAAAACAUCAGGUAAACGUCCUCCAGAGCGAUCUGGCCUGGAAGAUUCCCUCUGGCAAGCCCUCAUCGACAUUCGCCCGGUAGAGGAUCUAGUCGCAGAGCUUAUCUACGACAUGUGGCUCCAGAAACUAGACUCAUUACCACCUCUUGGAUCUGAUUCUGUGGAUGUCCAGUGGACUAUCGCGCGAGCCCUUGAAACCAAUGCAGAUAUCACCAGAAGCAUGGAGCGACGAGGAGAGUUCAGUACCAUUACGUCCGCAGACUGGUCGGAUCUUGCGGAACGUCUGCAUAGACGCAUACAUCUCUCUGUUACAGUUGCCCUCCAAGUACAUGCUCAAGAAGCUCAAAAGGACCCCAAAGAUUCCAACUCCAGAAGUCUAGAUCGAAUAGCAUAUCUAGGAGGUCUGUUGCUACCCCUGACUGUUGUAUCGGGGAUAUUGUCGAUCGAGAGUUCAUAUGGCCCUGGGGGCAAGUCAUUCUGGGUGUUCUGGCUUGCAUCGGGGCUUUCUUCUCUCCUUGCGAUCCUCAUCAUUUAUGCAGAUCACCUGCGAACAUUGGAUGUAUGGAUGGAGGUUGCUGCAACAGAGAUUCUGGACUUGGAUCACAAUAAGCGGUUCCAAGCGAAUAGGACACCGCGCCGAAGAGAAUACCAUAGCGGUGGUGAUCCAGAGCGUGGGGAAGCAAAGUUGACGACAGCGUCGGAUGGAGGCGUGUAUGUUGUGCAGCAUAGGGGAGAUGGGACGAGAGGCAGAGCAUGGAGAAGAGGAGAACUAGGUUGGGUUGGUGCGAUGAAGAAGAUGUCCGGAUGGUAUAGAUGGAGGGGAAGUCCAGGUAUAGAGUUCAUGAUGCCUGGUUGGGAGAGGAAAGUAAAGAACUUGGUGUGGUGA